CUUCACACCUUACUGAGAUAUACGUGUAGUUGCACAAUACUGUGCUCACAUAUCACUACUGUUUGCCGUUGCUGCUCCUUAUUCACUUGGUAAAUUUUCGAUUUUUUUCCCUAUAUAGUCUGGAGAGAGAGGAGGUGGUGGUCCAGUUGAGUCUAUGGCUGACCGACUUUGAGAGAAACGUGUUAGAUAAGGAGAGAGAGAGAGGGAGAGAGGCAAUAUUCUCUCAAGCUUUCAUUUUUUUCCUUCUUUGGUGUUCUUUUUCUGGGUGUUAGAACAAAGUGGCGAAGAUCUUCGAUUUAUAGAGUGGGGAACUAGGUCCAAUUGGUUCCCUCUUUUUUUCCCUCUCUUUUUGGUUCUUCUGGGAAGUGGCUGGAAAUCUAGUGAGAUUUAUUGGGUUGUGUUCAUCAGCAAAGGUUUUGUUAUUUUGUUUCUAUUUUUGGGGUUGUACUGUUGUAGCUUUUUGGGUGGUUCUUCUGGGUGUAAGUAGUUUAGGACAUACCCAGUUGCUUGAAAUUCAGUUGCAAAUGAUGGCUGAAGAUGGGCUCACACUUCCCUCUUCCAUCAGAGGUUUUGUUCAAGAACCAAAUUCAAACCCUAACCCUAACCCUAGUGCAAAUCCAGUGAAGAAGAAGAGAAAUUUACCAGGAACGCCAGAUCCAGAAGCAGAAGUCAUCGCUCUAUCACCAAAAUCACUCAUGGCCACGAACCGAUUCAUCUGUGAAAUCUGCAACAAGGGUUUCCAGAGAGACCAGAACUUGCAGCUUCACAGGCGAGGCCACAAUCUUCCAUGGAAGCUCCGGCAAAGAACAAGCAAGGAGGUCCGGAAGAAGGUGUACAUAUGCCCGGAAAAGUCCUGUGUGCACCACAAUCCAACCAGGGCCCUAGGAGACCUCACCGGAAUAAAGAAGCAUUACAGUAGAAAACACGGUGAGAAGAAGUGGAAGUGCGAGAAAUGUUCCAAGAAAUAUGCAGUUCAGUCAGAUUGGAAAGCUCAUAGUAAAAUUUGUGGCACCAGAGAGUACAAAUGCGACUGUGGAACUCUCUUCUCCAGGAAGGACAGCUUCAUCACCCACAGGGCCUUCUGUGAUGCUUUAGCUGAGGAAAGUGCCAGGCUCACUUCAGUUUCAGCACCGAAUCCAAUCUUCAGAAAUGAGUUGAUGAAUGGGAGCAUUAGUAACCCACAAGCCCACAUAAUCCCCCAAUUUUCCUCAGUUUUUCGACCUGAAUUUGUGGGCUCGGAGCAGCUGGUUGGGCAUCUCAAUGCAGAUGGGCAGAAACCAAGGUUGCCACUGUGGCUGGACCAUUCCAAUUCCCACCUCAACAACCCCAUUGGGGUUAACACUAAUGGUUCCUUUUUGGCACCGACAUCCGCUGGGUUGCCUGAAAUGGUGCAAACAGCGCCCAUGAGUAUGUAUGGAUCACCGGCAUCAUCACAGAAUCAGUGGCUCCAAAGGUGUUCAGAAGCGUCAUUUACUUCAUCCACAUUGCCACGGGUGUUAAAGGAGGAGGAAGAGAACAAAGGAAAUUUGUCUGAGAGCAUAACUUCCUUGUUCUCAAGUAAUCAGAAUCAACAAGAAAGCUCGGCUCACAUGUCAGCAACCGCACUCUUGCAGAAAGCUGCCCAAAUGGGGUCUACAAAGAGCAACUCAGCCUUCUUCGGUAAUACAGGAUUCGGUUCCAUCAACUCAUCCCUCUCCAAUGCUACGCCCUUCAGCUCUUAUCCCCAUGGCAGAAGCAACAACCAAGUCCACAAGUUUCUUAUCAGGCAGUCAAACCAAUCCGACAGCAUGAACCAACUCAUCAACUCAACAUCACCCUCCUCCACCAUGGGAGAUGGACUGCUGAUGGGUGAUAUGAACUCAACCCCAUUAGUGGACACUGCCAAGAACAACAUGGACCAUUUUCUGAUGGUCCCAUCAAAUCCCAAGCAAACCCAACAGAUUGCUGGGAAGUUCCAUGCAAGUUCCAAUGAAGUUGAACGCGGUCUAACCAGAGAUUUUCUGGGUGUGGGAAGUGAUGCAAGCAGACCCUUCUUGCAACAAGAGCUGGCUAAGUUUGCUUCAAUGGGUUCAGCCAUGGGCAUGAGCCAAUACAGUGGAAACCACUGAACCACAUAGAUAUAUAUUGUAAGAGACUCUCCUUGUAUUCCAAUCAUAAACUAUGAAAACUAGCUAGUUUAAGAUCAGCAACAUACACUUAGAAUCAAAAUCAGAAUCAAACCCUUUGUAUUGGUGAAAACAACACCGGAGGGAAAGAGAGAGAAAAGCGACUUUGCAAUUGCAGGGGAUCGGGAGAGGGAGAGAGAGUGAGAGCCGAGUUCUGCAUGUGAGUAAUUUUCUUACUUUCACUGACGUUGAUUGCCUUAUCAUCACUGUACUGUGACUGUUUCUUGACACAGCCACAUUUGAGCCGUAGAUUUGAGACAAUAAUGGUGUCAUGUGGUGGGACCUACAAUGUAUGGCCUGCACUUACUUUGUACCUUCACUAUAAAUUUGAAAGGGCCGGUGACCCAGUCUGUUUUAGCGUGA
Messenger RNA from Vitis riparia (riverbank grape), 2528 nucleotides. RefSeq names its product zinc finger protein BALDIBIS-like. Gene Ontology annotation, cellular component: nucleus. The transcript has 3 exons. The record is from RefSeq and is a predicted model, not a curated record. Lineage: Eukaryota; Viridiplantae; Streptophyta; Magnoliopsida; Vitales; Vitaceae. Gene Ontology annotation, molecular function: DNA-binding transcription factor activity. The coding region runs from base 525 to 2108 and encodes 527 amino acids.